Aphanomyces astaci is the source of this 768-nucleotide messenger RNA. RefSeq lists its product as hypothetical. Bases 1 to 768 code for a protein of 255 amino acids. The record is from RefSeq and is a predicted model, not a curated record. The transcript has 7 exons. Lineage: Eukaryota; Oomycota; Saprolegniomycetes; Saprolegniales; Verrucalvaceae.
AUGCGAUCGCAGAGGGGCCCACCCCUUCGGUCUCCACGUCACAGCCCGACGAGCGGCAGCAAUAACGACGAACCAUCGUCGACAGUGUUGGAUCCGGCGCUAGCCGACCCGAUUCGACGCCAGGUUCAAUCAUGUCGAAAGGCUGACUUUCACGAAGUACUCGGCGGCACAAGCCACACUCCGUCCGUCUUGCGUCGUAUCCCGCUAUCUCCUCGUUGCGACGUCGACACAGCCCAGGCAUUUCGCGAUGCUGUGCGAGAAGACAUUGUAUUGAAUGGCGUUCAGUUUGUCGGGGACCACCGCACAGAAGCGUUCGUUGCCGCUGUCAAGCGCAUUGUGGAGAAGUACAUAUCAACGCCCAAAAAGUCAUUGCACGUGUCGGACCGUGUCAUGCGAAGCUGCUCUCGAACGCACAGUGGCGCAGACUCGUACUUUGCCCUCCAGGAACUAUUUGGCCACCCUGAUUUGCUCAUCAAACCACGGCAAGACCCGCCGCCGCCGCCACUGGACGUCACGCUGGGAGUUGAUCGGAAAGGGACGUUAAAAUGUAGAAUUUGCGCCGCCAACCUCUAUGGCCUGUAUCGACACGAUGACAUUGAGCAAGAGGUCGUUUAUGGGCGAACGGCGGUGGUGCCACCGUUUGUGCUCGUGGACACGGUGAUCGUCGAGGAAAUCAACUUUACCACCGACGUGGCCACGCGGUACCUGAGCGUCCGGUCACCAGUACCAGACGUGGACGUCCACUCGGAACUUCGCGAGUUGUUUUGA